This is a messenger RNA of Cucurbitaria berberidis CBS 394.84, 2062 nucleotides long. RefSeq names its product multicopper oxidase. The transcript has 4 exons. NCBI's taxonomy places the organism in Eukaryota, Fungi, Ascomycota, Dothideomycetes, Pleosporales, Cucurbitariaceae. Bases 155 to 1912 code for a protein of 585 amino acids. Gene Ontology annotation, cellular component: high-affinity iron permease complex. The record is from RefSeq and is a predicted model, not a curated record. Gene Ontology annotation, biological process: cellular response to iron ion starvation; reductive iron assimilation. Gene Ontology annotation, molecular function: ferroxidase activity; copper ion binding.
AUCAUUUUUCGUCUGUUUUCAUCAGUUCUCAUCUCGUCACUACCGUGGGGGAUUGUCGCGUGAGUUUCUGGACUUUGACUUUCCAAACAGCAUUUACUUGACCGACUUCUAAGUUUGGUCGCUCAGAACUCUCUGCGCUGAGCCGAUCUUCAAGAUGGUGCUCUCACUAUCCACUUUCCUUCUCCCAAUAUCACUCCUCGCCUCAAUCGCGCAAUGCGCCACUGUCACGUACGACUUUGACAUCGCAUGGACAUAUGCCAACCCCGACGGCCAGCAAACACGCCCGAUUCAAGGAAUCAACGGACAAUGGCCUAUCCCACCUAUCACGGUGACGAAGGGAGAUCAACUCAUCGUUAACGUCAAGAACUCACUUGGGAAUGAAAGCACGUCGCUUCAUUUCCACGGUCUCUACCAAAAUGGCACUACGCACAUGGAUGGCCCGGUUGGAGUCAGCCAAUGUUCGAUUCCCCCAGGGGGCUCCUUCACAUACAACUUCACGGUCGAUCAACCAGGAACCUACUGGUAUCAUUCUCAUGAGCAUGGACAGUACCCUGACGGUCUUCGCGGUGCCUUGAUCGUGCAUGAUCCCAAAGAUCCCCACAAGGAUCUGUAUGAUGAGGAAAUCGUGCUGACCCUGUCGGACUGGUAUCAUGACCUUAUGACAAAUCUCCUCAAGGACUUCAUCAGCAUCGCAAAUCCAUCUGGCGCAGAGCCCGUUCCUCAAGCAGCUCUAAUGAACGACACUCAAAAUUUGACUGUCAAGAUCGAACCAGGCAAGACGUACCUCUUCAGAAUAAUCAAUAUGGGUGCUUUUGCUGCUCAGUAUGUGUGGUUCGAAGAUCACACUAUGCGAGUUGUUGAGGUCGACGGUAUCUAUACCGAGCCGAUGGAGGCAAACAUGCUUUAUCUCACUGCUGCGCAGCGGUACAGUGUGCUUGUUACUGCGAAGAACGACUCCAACUCCAACUUCGCUUUUGUUGGGAGUAUGGACCAGGAUCUAUUCGACGUAAUUCCUGCCGGUCUGAACUCCAAUGUCACCGGCUGGCUUGUUUACGACGAUAAGAAGGACAAGCCAGCGGCAAAAGAGAUCGAAGCAUUCGAGCCUUUUGAUGACUUCAACUUGGUGCCGUAUGAUAAGGAGGGGCUGUAUGACAAGGUUGACCAGUCCAUCACUCUUGAUUUGAAGAUGGACAACCUGAACGAUGGUGCCAAUUACGCCUUCUUCAACGAUAUCACUUACGUCAGUCCCAAAGUCCCAACACUCUACAGCGUUCUCUCGACCGGCUCGAAUGCUACAAACCCAGCUAUAUACGGCUCAAACACCAAUUCCUUUGUCCUAGGCCACAACGAAGUCGUUGAGAUCAUCUUGAACAACGACGACGCGGGAAAACAUCCUUUCCAUCUCCACGGCCAUGCAUUCCAAGUCGUAACCCGCAGUGAUGAGGCGGCAGGAUUCUUCGACCCGGCCAAUACUACGACACCGUUACCCGCGACGCCGAUGCGUCGCGAUACCAUCCUUGUCCGUCCAAACGGCUAUAUCGUCCUACGCUUCCGCUCCGAUAACCCCGGCGUUUGGCUUUUCCACUGCCAUAUUGAGUGGCACGUCGCCUCGGGCUUGAUUGCCACCAUGAUCGAGUCGCCAUUGGACCUACAGCGUCAGCUGUCCGAUAAAAUUCCCCAGGAUCACUGGAAAGUGUGUCAAGACGCUAAUAAGCCGACGAAAGGCAAUGCUGCGGGCAACACGGUGGACUACCUCGACCUGACGGGUGAGAACAAGUCUCCUGGCAAACUACCAGCGGGUUUCACAGCGCGUGGAAUAGUCGCGUUGGUCUUUAGUUGUUUGGCGGCUUUCCUAGGUAUGGGUGUCAUUGCAUGGUAUGGUAUGAAGCCGAUCAAGACCAAGACAGGUUAAGGAUGGGAGCUGAGACAUGAACUGUAUGGCGUUCGCAAGGUAUCUAGGGCCCUCAUUGUAUUCUAGCCUUUCUAAUAUGCGAUGAUAUCAAUAAUUUGUAUGAUUUCUUCUUCUCUAUCGCGUCUAUGUUAUACCUCUUGUGGUUUUGGU